AUGGUCGAUCCAUCACCGGGCUACACUCGACAUAUAACAGAUCCCACCAACCUUCACCAAGGUCUCAAGGUCGUUGACAUAUCAACGACAAUAUUUGCCCUUGUCGCAGUGGCUUUAUGGCUCUUCAUGCGAGUGCACGUGACGAAGAAUGAUAUGGUUAUGUGCGCACUAAUAUGCAGUUUCGUUCUCCUUGGCUUCAGUUUCCCACAUAUGAGCGCUGGCCUUGGGUACCACCUUUGGGAUGUCAAAUGGACACUUGCGGGAACCAUCUUGUACGCGACCAGUCUGGCUUUUACGGAAGUCUCGAUUCUGUUCUUCUACCUUCGACUAGCACCACAUAGAUGGUAUCGCUCACUGGUGUGGAUUCUCCUUACCGUUGUAGUCGCCUACGCAACAGCCUACGUCACAGUGAGUGUCUUUGGAUGCAAGCCGAUCGCUGCGAGCUGGGAUCUGAGGCUUGCACAUGAAGCCAGCUGCCUCGAUCAGUACACAAAAUACAUGGCUCUUUCAGUCCUGGACAUUGUCAUCGAUUUAUACCGACUUUUCAGUGUUUACGCGGUCCUUAUCCGGCGUACGGCUAUGCUGGCUCCCCUGAUGGCUUCGACAGAUUAUACCUGGGACGCAGUCGAACAGUUCAAAUGGUAUUUUGCCGAAGUCAACUUAGCAAUAGCGUGUGCAUCCGCCCCUGUUCGCCAGCGGUCCGUUGCAGUGUUUGCCAGCGGUCCGCUGCACUGA
Molecule: messenger RNA, 735 nt
Organism: Macroventuria anomochaeta
Lineage: Eukaryota; Fungi; Ascomycota; Dothideomycetes; Pleosporales; Didymellaceae
Exons: 5
Coding region: 1-735 (244 amino acids)
Source: RefSeq, a predicted model, not a curated record